GUUAAUUUAUAAUACUUUUCAAAUGCACUCAGGAUGCAGAAUUACUCUUCACUUAGCUUGUAGAUAGCUGAAAGAUAAAGAUACAUUUUCUAAAUCAGAUCCAUAGGUUUUGGUUUUUGAAAAAAAAUUUAGAAAUAAUUGCUUAGAUCAUUAAUGGUCUUUAAUUGGAAAAACAGAAAUAGUUAAAAACAAUCUUAAUCCUAAUUUUUAAACAUCAAUAAUUUUAGAUUAUAUUUUUGAAGUUAAAUAACCAUUAAAAUUUGAAGUAAGAGAUGUAGAUGGAGAAAACUUUGAUGAUCUUGGUUGUGUAGAAACUACAGUUGGAAUAAUGUUUGGAUCAAGAAAUUAAACAUGUAUUCUUGAUUUGAAUAAAGGAGGAAAAUUAAUCACUAUGUGUGAAAAAAAUCAAGAUUUAAAUGAAUUAUAUAUAAUGCAAAUAAAGGGAUCAUCUUUAAAAGGAUCUUGGUGUUCUGCUCCAAAUCCAAGUUUUAAAAUAUUUAAAAACGUUAACUAAAAUCAAUUUUUUGCUUAUUAAUCAGAACUUGUUCACAAAACUUCAAAUCCAUAAUGGAAGACUUUUUAAAUAAAAUAAUUUAAAAUUGGAGAUUAAUUUAAAGUUGAAGUUUAUGAUUCAAUUAAUAAAAUAAUAGGAUCUAAUUAAAUAACAAUAGAUCAAUUAAAAAAAGAGCAAAGAUAAUUCUAAUUAAGCAAUAGUGGUGGUUUCAUUUAAUUCUCAUAAUUUGAAACAAUAUUUAAAUACACUUUUAUGGAUUAUAUCUAAGGUGGAACUUAAUUAAAUUUAAAUAUAGCUAUUGAUUUCACAUAAAGUAAUCGAGAUUAAGAUUAAUAGAAUAGUUUACAUAGAAUAUAUUCUUAAAAUUAAUAUGCUUAAGCACUUACAAGUAUAGGAGAAAUAUUAUUAGCAUAUGAUUAUGAUAAGUAAGUACAAUGUUAUGGUUUUGGUGCAAAACUAAAUUUUCCAAAUUUAAAAACUAGUACUGUUAGCCAUUGUUUUCCAUUAUCUGGAGAUCCAAAUAGUACAAGUGCGUUAGGCUUAGAUGGAAUUAUGUAGAUGUAUUAGAAUGCAUUAAAUUAUUUACUAUUUUCUGGACCUACAUUUUUUGGUCCUAUAAUUAUUGAAGCAAUGAAAUAAGCAACUUUUCUUAAAUAAUAAGGAUUAAAUUAAUAUUUAAUAUUACUAAUAUUAACUGAUGGAGCAAUUCAUGAUAUGGAUUAAGUUGAAGAAUAUUUAGAAUAAGCAGCAUUUUUACCAAUUUCAAUAAUCAUAAUUGGAGUUGGAGAUGAUGAUUUUUCUUUAAUGAAGAGAUUGGAUGGAGAUAUUCGUAUUAAUUUAAUUAUAUUCUAGCUGAUGGAUAAAUGAUGUAGUCAGUUAAUAAAAGAGAUCUUGUAUAAUUUGUUCCAUUUAGAGAUUUUAAAGACUCUAUGUUAUUAGCUAAGGAAGUUCUGGAAGAAUUACCAGAUUAAUUAGUAAAUUACAUGGAAAUGUAAGGAAUUAAACCUGGAGCACCACCUGUUCAUUAAAUGUAGGGAUUUAAUAUGACCAUGCCAUAAUAAUAAUGA
Messenger RNA from Paramecium sonneborni, 1581 nucleotides. NCBI's taxonomy places the organism in Eukaryota, Ciliophora, Oligohymenophorea, Peniculida, Parameciidae. The record is from the annotation of a GenBank genome assembly.